This is a messenger RNA of Acromyrmex echinatior (Panamanian leafcutter ant), 555 nucleotides long. Its product is annotated as peptidyl-prolyl cis-trans isomerase H. The record is from RefSeq and is a predicted model, not a curated record. Gene Ontology annotation, biological process: protein folding; protein peptidyl-prolyl isomerization. Gene Ontology annotation, cellular component: intracellular membrane-bounded organelle; cytoplasm. NCBI's taxonomy places the organism in Eukaryota, Metazoa, Arthropoda, Insecta, Hymenoptera, Formicidae. Gene Ontology annotation, molecular function: peptidyl-prolyl cis-trans isomerase activity; cyclosporin A binding.
AUGCCUACUUGGAACCAGAUUCAGGCUCAGCUGCGAAACCCCAAUAACCCAGUCGUGUUCUUCGACGUAUCGGUGGGAACCACGGAGAUAGGUCGCAUGAUCUUUGAGCUAUUCGAGGAUGUCUGUCCAAAAACAUCGGAGAACUUCCGACAGUUUUGCACCGGAGAGUACAGAAAGGAUGGCGUUCCGUUGGGUUUUAAAGGUGCCAUCUUCCACAGAGUAAUCAAGGACUUUAUGAUACAAGGUGGUGACUUUGUCAACGGCGAUGGUACUGGGGUGUUGAGCAUUUACAGCGGUGGAACAUUCCCUGAUGAAAACUUCACAUUGAAACAUGACUCACCUGGUCUGUUGUCUAUGGCAAACAGUGGCAAGGAUACCAAUGGCUGUCAGUUCUUCAUCACGUGUGCCAAGUGUAAUUUCUUGGAUGGCAAGCACGUUGUCUUUGGUAGAGUUAUUGAUGGCCUUCUUGUCAUGAGAAAGGUAGAAAAUGUUCCUACUGGACCAAAUAAUAAACCAAAGAUUCCUGUGACGAUAUCUCAGUGUGGACAGAUGUAG